Molecule: messenger RNA, 357 nt
Organism: Oldenlandia corymbosa var. corymbosa
Lineage: Eukaryota; Viridiplantae; Streptophyta; Magnoliopsida; Gentianales; Rubiaceae
Source: the annotation of a GenBank genome assembly
AUGGCACCCCGCGUCAAGCAAACUGCUAGGAAGAGAACUCUGCAGAUUGAAGGGUUCGGCUUCCCAUGGGUCCAGCCGGUAUUGCCGUUGGAAUUCUAUGCUAACCAUGCUGGGAUCAAAAGCGAGCGCCGCUACAUCUUCGUUCAAGUGUUCACAGUGGAAAUUAGUACAGAGGCUAUUAAGGAGGUCUUGGAGUUGCCUGAGGUACACAAUGACAGGCAAACUGAUGUUGCCAGUCUCCAUAUGAAGGUGGAUAUCUGGGACUCUAUCGAACGAGUCUCUGCAACUAUCAUAAGGAGGAUAAUUGGACCUUGGACAAGCAUGGGGAUCCCACGUCCUUUGACGCCAAGCAUAUGA